GACCUGUGCAGUUUAGAUGGAUGUAUUGUUUUGAACGAUACAUGGGCCAUCUAAAGAAAAAAGUAAAAAAUAAGGCAAAAGUAGAAGGAUCGAUUGUUGAACAAUACAUCAACGAAGAAAUUUCUACUUUUUGUACUUAUUACUUUGAACCACACAUAAAGACAAAACAUCGAACAGGAGAUCGACACUAUGAUGGAGGUAAUCAAGACGAUACUCAUGAGUUUGAUGGAAUUCCAGAUAUAUUUUCUCAGGCAGGGAGGGGCAGUGGUAAAGAAAUACAGAUAUGGCUCCAAGAUAGAGAUUAUCAUAUUGCACAUACAUAUAUUUUGCAGAACUGCGAUCAAUUAAGAUCAUUUGAAAGGUUAUUUGAUGAGAGCAUGAUUGCGACUAAUCCUGGGAUUACUGAAAACAAUUUAACCGAGCUUAGAGAAAAAACAUAUUCAAGCUGGUUACAAAAACAUGUGGAAGAUACCUUGAACAAUAAUUCAUAUCCAAAUUGGUUGUUGAGUCUCGCUCAUGGUCCAAUGGUUCAAGUUACUAGUUGGCCAAUGUAUUUUUGUCGUGGAUAUAUGUUUCACACAUAUGAUCAUGGGAAAGACAAAAAGAAUGCCAAUUAUGGAGUUUGUGUGAAAGGUGUAACACCUUCCAGCUCAAGUGAAGAAGCUGCUGAGUUUUAUGGAGUAUUGAAAGAGAUUUAUGAGCUGCAUUAUCCAGGACCAGUUGAUCUUAAAGUCGUGGUUUUCAAAUGUGAUUGGUAUGAUUCAACCAUUGGGAAAGGUAUACGAAAAAACAAGUCAGGGAUCAUUGAUAUUAAUGCUAAAAGGCAUUAUCAAAAGUACGAUCCUUUUGUUUUGGCUUCACAAGCAGAUCAGGUAUGUUAUGUUCCAUAUCCAAGAAUGACUCAGCCGAAAAAGAUCAACAAUGGGAAGCAGCAAUUACGAUACAGCCAAGAGGAAAAGUAUUGGUCAACCAAAAUCUGGAUUUCACUGCACUGCAACAUGAUAACACUAAUUCUGUUGUCCAAUCUGAUUCAUUGCACAUUGAGACACUAUUAUAUCCAGAUGGUCAACCAGAAGAUCUUGAUGAUCCAAUACUAGAAGAAGAAGUUGGAUCAGACGCUGAAGAUGGGAAUUCUGAUAUCGAAUUAACUACUGACGACGAA
Molecule: messenger RNA, 1162 nt
Organism: Camelina sativa (false flax)
Lineage: Eukaryota; Viridiplantae; Streptophyta; Magnoliopsida; Brassicales; Brassicaceae
Source: RefSeq, a predicted model, not a curated record